Messenger RNA from Aphanomyces astaci, 3324 nucleotides. RefSeq lists its product as hypothetical. Lineage: Eukaryota; Oomycota; Saprolegniomycetes; Saprolegniales; Verrucalvaceae. The transcript is spliced from 9 exons. Gene Ontology annotation, biological process: phosphatidylinositol dephosphorylation. The coding region runs from base 63 to 3272 and encodes 1069 amino acids. Gene Ontology annotation, molecular function: phosphatase activity. The record is from RefSeq and is a predicted model, not a curated record.
CGCAUCUGAACUGAAGGCAGGCAUAUCUGUUUUUCAGGUCGUUCCGUGCAUUACACAAGAGGAUGAGCGGCAAACGAGCAUGGCAGCAGAAGUUCGGUGUCGGCGAAACUGAGCGCUUGGCCAUCGAUUGGUCCGUCCGAAGCACCAGCAUCCUGUCGACACUCGGGUGCGCCUACAUCCUCGUGCGAUGCACUUUCUUCCAAUCCAACAGACGAGAUGUAUCCCGUCUCCUCGUGAUGACUCUUGCUGCAAUCCAACUUGUCGUGUCCGUUGUCAAGCUCCCUGCCCUCCAGUUCGCGUCGCUGCAGAAGCGCUUUAAGAGGGGCGACAGCGACGGCAUGUUGCGUCCGUACUUUCUCGUGAAUGCAACGGCCGACGACUCGUCAACCAGUUCUGCUGUAUUCUGCCAAAUACAGGCCUACCUUCUGGACGUGUUCAUGCUCCAAGCGGUGCUGUGGAAUGCAUGCAUGGCGUACAACCUCCUUCGAUGGGUCGUCUAUCGAGACUCGGAAGAAAAGCUUCAGUCGCGGUUCUGGGUGUACUUCUUCGGCACGUCGGUGUUUUGCGUUGUGUGGGGGUUCACAGGGGCGCUGCCCGUGUGGUCAUACCAGAACAACCCCCAGGUGUCGUCGCUCUUUGGGUUUUCCCGCUUCUACUGCUGGAUGAAGUUCCCAGACUACAUCCUCUACCGCUUCGUGCCGUUCGUGGUGCUGACGCUGCUGUUCAUGGUGGCCGUCGUGAUCAAAGUACGCAAAGUGGUCGCGGUCCGCGCGAGGCGGUGCGUGAAGGACAGUCUCCAUAGACUCGUUUAUUCUUACAUUAAUUCGAUAUCUUGCAUUAGGUUGUCCAUGACGCCAUCGGUGGCAGACCCCGUUGCGACCAAAAUUCAACGCACGCUUCUCUACUACGUCGUGGGAUUUCUCUGCUUGUACACGUUGCCCACCGCCUAUCGCUUCUUAGAGGCCGCGAUGGAAAACAAGGAUGAGGCCACAUCCAACGGCUGGAGUCGAGGUGGCAGUGGGAACGGCAGUAGCAAAAGCCCAAAUUCUGAAUGGACUCGUAAUGCAACCGCGCAUUCACAAGGCGGAGAGCACAGCACGUUCAUGCAAGUGUUUGCCGUUGUGUCGGAAGUCCUUGUCAACCUGCAAGGGUUUGUUAUUGCCGUAAUCUUCCACCGGUGUUCGGUGUCACGGAGAUGCAAAUCCCAAUCGAGCAGCUCUGGGGAAGGGUCGUCGUUAGAGCCAGACGCAUGUAUGGAUGAUGCCCGGUCCUGUGCGUCAAAGAGUGAAGCUGUGUAUAUGUGCGGAGCUUCUGGUCGCAUCUUUGCGUCGACGUUCAACAUGGCGGAAGGCGCGGUGCCCCCCCCAGAGCAACUAGAACGGUGGAUCCCCAAGGGUCACGAUAUUUAUGUGAUUGGGGUCCAAGAGUGUAUAGACCUCCGCACGAUGCGCCACGUCAUGGCCAGUCACUUGCAACGCAUCAAUGGAAAAACGUACAUCGAGUACGGCCGAGAAAUCGGACGCACGGAAACGCUGCUGGGGUACCAUGGCUUCAUUGCCAUCACUGUGUACGUGGCUGCAGACGACGUCCACGCUGGCCAUUUUCACAUGCAUUUGGACGCCACGUCCAAGGUGAACCGGGGAAAGAAUUUGAUUGGUCUCGGGCGCGCGUCCAACAAAGGUGCCGUCGGGUUUGCGUUUCGAUACUUCAACGUGACGUUUGCCGUGCUCACGUGUCACUUGGCGUCCGACUCGACGGGCAAGAGCAAGAUCAAGAAGAGACACCACGAUGGAGCCAGUAUCCUCACCAACAUGCAUCUGCAGUCGAUCGAGAACGAGUUCGACUGCCACUUGAUGGCCCACCAUACCAUCUUCAUGGGCGACCUCAACUACCGCCUCACGGCGCUGGACGCGACGCCCGACCGCAUCCUCCACAUGAUUACAGAUGUGAUCAACACUUCCCGUCGAAGGCACGAGUCGAAGCGGGUAGACGUGUGUCGCGAUAUGUUUCUUGCGUCCAGCCCAAGUUCGAGCCAAUAUUCGAUGAGUGUCCCGGGGAAUCCUGAGCUUAAGGAUUAUGCGUCCGAGGUAUCCAGUGGGGACACUGACGUGUAUUUGUUGACGGAGUCUCCAUCGGCGGUGCUGGGCAACGGAUUCAGUAUGGAGCGUGCAGCAGCAGCCCGAGGUGUCAUGACUCCACAUCAUCUCGGCCAUCCGAAUGUCGAGAGUCCGUAUUCGAUGGCAUCAUCUUCGGCGUUCAGCCCCGUUUUGCAGUCGUGGCAAUCGUUGUUCCUGCACGACGAACUCAAGCAAAGCAUGGCUGACGGCGUGAUCCUGUCUGACUUUGAAGAAGCCAAGAUUGCGUUUCCGCCAACCUACCGCCGAGUGCUGGAUCAGAUGCUGGACGUUCGCCAGCCGACGACUGUCGCGCAAGUGGCUGCCCUGUACACGACCGUGCUAGGGGAAGGCAGAGUCCGCGUGCCGUCGUACACGGAUCGGAUUUUGUUUCACUCGUUGCCUGGCCUGCGGGACCGGUUUACAUGCGUUCAAUACACGAGUGCCGAGUACAUUGGCACGUCCGACCACAAGCCCGUGUCGUGUGUGUUUGACGUGUUGGUCGACAAGGCGGCGGCGGUUGUUUCCCCCCGUCCAGUGCCGCGCCGGUUGCUGGCCGGUGGUCACCCCCCUCACAACGUUGUCUACGGGGUGCAGUUGACCCAAUUGAACGUGCGGUGGGGGCCAACGCUGGAAGAUUUUGAAACGUCCGACGAAAGCGACGGCGGCAACUUGUCCAACAAAUGUGCCCAAGAUUCGUUUUCGAGCGAUUUGUCCCAAGCCACCACCGCUUCUGGCACGAUCCAGCCCGGCAUGAUAUUUGAAGGGCUGCGCGUCCGAAGUGUGUUUCCUUUGCCGUGUGAAGACCCGUUUGCAGAAGAGCGCAAGUUGGUGGAAGUGGCAGACAACCUCCUCUUUUCGUCAGGACAAGGCACUGGCACAACACUCAAACCGACGUGGAAACUGAAUGCGUGGCCGGCGUUGCUCCAGCAUGGACUGAGGCACUCCGCGGUGCUGCCGCUCCGAAAGCCGUUGCAUCUGGCAAUGAAUUUCAUCCUUCCGUCGGGAACCACAGCCGGCCAAUGCGUCGUGAGUUUGACCCAAGCCAGCCACCGCCCGAGCCGGAAACUCGACUUUGUCGCGACGAUCUCGGUCGGAGGGAGGCGGACGGGGGAGCUCACAGGCAAAGCGACAUUAAGCAUCGACAUGGCGCCGUAGAAACCUCGGCGUAAUUAAUUUAUAAAUCUAGCGCCCCCUCGAUCACGUGAUA